AUGGCUGUCACGAAUAAGAAGCUUUUCGUUGUCACAUACCAGCAGAGUAAACGGAAGUUUAAAUCUACUUUCAGACAAAAUAUAAGUGAAUUCUUACAAAAUUCAACAAUCCAUGGCUUACGCUACACUAAUCAACAAGAUUUAAGUAUCUUUGAGAGAUUUUCUAAGGAAUAUUCAUUCGUAAAACUCCUGUGUAAAAUGGAACCAAAUAUAACCGUAUUGGAUGGCGUUAAGGAUUGGAGUUCAAUUAAUGAUUUUAUUUUAAAUACAUCACAAUCUUGUGAACGUAUGUUACUGAAAUGUACUUUUGGAGGCGUGGAAUACAAUUGCACAGAACUCUUCCAUCCCGUUAUAAUGGACGAAGGAUUUUGUUGUACAUUCAAUACAUUGAAUCCAGUCUACAAAUAUUCAAAUAUAUCAACAUCUAUCAAUUAUAACAAAACAUAUCCACCAAACGUCAAGCCCGUGGAUUGGUCUUUGGAAAAAGGAUAUCAGGAACCCUUACCCAAAUAUUACUCACCGAUGAGGUCCAUCGGUUUUGGACAAACACUUGGCUUAAAUAUUAUUUUAAAUGUGGAAAGAGAUGAGUAUUAUUGCGCAUCGGGGAAAAGUGCCGGUUUCAAAGUCACAAUUCACAAUCCCGGAGAUGAACCAAACAUACACGAAACUGGUUUACUGCUUGCACCUGGUCUUGAGUCAUUCAUUCGUAUUAUCCCUACCCAUCUGGAGGCUGAUAGAAAGUUGCGUGGUUUAAGUCGCCAAUUAAGAAAUUGUGUUUUCGAAAGCGAAUUGAAGUUAUCAGUAUUUUCCCACUACUCGUACGUGAAUUGUAUGUACGAGUGCAGAACGAAAACAACACUUUCGGUUUGCGGUUGCGUCGCAUCUCAUAUGGUAACGGAAAAUUCGAGUUUGAGAAUAUGUGGUUACAAAGAUUUCCUUUGUGUACAAGAGAUUAAGUACUUAUUGAAAAAUAAGAGGUUUGACAAUCCAUGUAGUCAACGGUGUUGGAGCAGCUGUUUUUCAAAAAAGUUCAAAAUUGAUAUAUUUUCAGCCAACUUGAAGAAGUCAUUAAUGGAGCAAACACACACUGUCGUUGCGAAUAUGACUGAUACUUAUGUGGAGAAAAAUAUUGCGAUUGCUAACUUUUAUCACAAGCGAUAUGCUUAUGAAAGUACGAAACAGUCGCCGUUCAUUGACUCGAUUGAUGUGUUAUGUAAGUUAGGUUUAGGAAUUUAAAUUUGAUUUAAAUUGAUUUGAAUAGUAUCGGAGCAAAAUUUGGGUUAUAAGCGAAAAAUGGUAUAAGUCGAUAGAGUAGUUUGAGUCCAUUACAAAAUUCAACUAACUAUUUCAGAGUUAUACGGAUGGUGAGGGUUGAUUUCAAAUGUAUUAGAGGUCAUGGUGGCGUCCUAGUUCAAAAUUUUUUAAAACGUCAAAUACUCUUUUCCCUG
Messenger RNA from Zeugodacus cucurbitae (melon fly), 1448 nucleotides. RefSeq names its product pickpocket protein 28-like. Lineage: Eukaryota; Metazoa; Arthropoda; Insecta; Diptera; Tephritidae. The coding region runs from base 1 to 1236 and encodes 411 amino acids. The record is from RefSeq and is a predicted model, not a curated record. Gene Ontology annotation, cellular component: membrane. Gene Ontology annotation, molecular function: ligand-gated sodium channel activity. Gene Ontology annotation, biological process: sodium ion transmembrane transport. The transcript has 4 exons.